Messenger RNA from Paramuricea clavata, 3676 nucleotides. Lineage: Eukaryota; Metazoa; Cnidaria; Anthozoa; Malacalcyonacea; Plexauridae. The record is from the annotation of a GenBank genome assembly.
CUGUGUUUCAGUGCUGUGUAUUUAUACUGUAUUUUAUAUAAAAUUUUAGAUAAAAUGGUUAGAUUUACUCCCAAGCGUAUAUGCAGAAAUACUGCAAUUAUUUUUAUUAUUGUUGUCAUGUACUUUUGGUUAUCUUUUGAUGGGGAAAACCAGAUAGAGUAUUCAGACGAUUUGAAGGCUAAAACAUUAUUGAUAAAUGACUUUUGGGUGCCAGAGAAACGUCUUGUAAAGGUUUAUAGGCCAGGUGAUGGUGGUAGACCUGUUUACAGCAGUGCUAGUGAAGAAAAGCUAAAACAGCAGCAGUCAUAUGUUGAAUAUGGAUUCAACCAGUUCAUCAGUGACAAGAUAUCUCUCAAUAGAACCCUACCUGAUACUAGACCAAAACAGUGAGUAUAUAAAAGCUAGUAUACACUGUGUUUGAUGAAUUAACAGUUUGUGUACACCUUCUUAGGGGCUUAUUUAUACCUGGAGAGUUUUCGGCUUGGGAUUGCCUUGGCUGGGUGCCUGGUUUUCAACCUGGUUAGCCAGGUUGAAAUUUCACCAUUGGCUAAUUCCUGACUGCAUUCCACCUAAUUUUCUCGCUGCCAAAGAUCCACACCAGAAAUUCAGCUUAAUAAAACUAUAUCCACCAAAGACUAUAUUUAAAGCGGUCAAGUUACAUGUGCCAAUUAAAGGUGCAAAAAUCUCAUCUUUUAAUAGUUUGAGAACUUUGACAGAUCAUCUUUGGCAGGAGGGGCCUGGAAUGCAGUUGGGGGCUAAUUGGAUAAAAUCCUGUUAAUCCAGACAGAUGGCCAGCAGUGGCACAGUUGUAAGAAAGGGAAAGUUGACAGGGUGCCUUAGGAUAAACACAGUUAAAAGAAAGUUAUCACAAAAUUUUGUUGUGAAGAUAAAUAGUCUACUAGCUAUAAGUAAGUAACAUAAUUAAGUGAGCGUAAUACUUGAUGUAAUCGGUCAAUGAAAAGCCCCAUACAGUACCCUGGUUCCAGAGGCUCUUUGCGAGGCGAAAUUAACGAGAAGCAAGAAGGAUUUAAAGCCUCGAUCUGGUCACAUCGGUUGCAAAUCCCACUUCUACACUUGAUUUGUAGGUUCAGAAUUUGAAUGGCGCAUGUGAUUGGCCAUUUGUAAAAAUAUGUCAAUUGAAACCGGUUUGGGAAAUAAACAUUACUGCAAGGUAAUGUAGCUAUUAUUAAUAAUAGUACAAUGCUGUACAAUGGGGAGUGAGCUGAUCAAACAAAAUAAUGUAAUGUAAUCCCUGUCGGAUUGCAUGAAUGUUUGGAAACUGUACGCUGGAGAUUUCGAAAAUUUAAUAGUAAAUAUAUAGAAUGCAUCAAAAUUGUACGCUUAAUGUCUCUGGGACAGAGCUUUUUCCAACACAUUUUCAGCAAUUUUGGAGAAAGCCGAAUAGAAUGGUUAAUACUAGUCUGCUUAAUAAAUAAUUAAUGCCUGCUGCAGGCAUAGUAUAAUUACUCCCAACAAGAGAAUUGACCAAUGGGAAUUUAUCUAAUGUUUGCCUGCCAAUAAGUUUACAAUGCUUUUGACAACAUUAUGGUAGGCAUUUAUUUUUCUCGCCGCCUGCAAGUGACUCACUCUGUAAAUGCCAGUACUAUGCAGGCUACACUACAAGUUAGUAGCCUGGGUCAGGAAAGGCAUGAUUUUGGUAAUUUUAUACUACACAUCUAAAAAUCUCACAGCUUAUCAACAAGAUGUGUUCAUGCUGCAUGUACAGUAUAAAAUUUAAACUGUCUCGAUCAAAACUACCAUUAAAAAAAUCCUUCAACAUUAGUUCAUGAAACACUGAAACGAGAUGCCCAAAAAUCCCAAGGUUAAUGAUACGCUAGAUAAUAUCAUGAUUGCGGGUAUUCCCUUUGUUCUCGCAGGGCAAUUAAUUAAUAACUAAUACACCUCAUUAUAUUCAUUUUUUUCUAAAUCUAAUCCUACCCGCUUUUACAUCAUGUCAGGUAGAAUUAGUUGUAAUCCUACCCGAAACGAUGUCAAAGCGGGUACGAUUAGAAAAAAUGAAUAUAUCUGAAAUCGCCAAAACUAAACAAAGACAUGGAAAACAAUUAUACCAUUUAAUUUAUACCAUUAUUUAUUGUUAAUUGGUUUUUAAUGGCCCUGCGAGAACAACAGGUCUGUCUGGAAUACCCGCAAUCAUGAUAUUACAAGGUAAUAGCAUAGAAAGAGGCGAAUUAGCUAUUGAAAACGUCCCGCCCGAUGAGGGUUGUUUAGUAAAAUUCCCUUGGGCGCCGCUCGAUGAGGGUCAUUUAGUAAAAUUCCCUCGGGCCUUAAAUGACCCUCAUCGAGCGGCGCCCAAGGGAAUUUUACUAAACGACCCUCAUCGGACGGGACGUUUUAAUAGCUAAUUCGCCUCUUUCUAUGCUAUUACUUAUAAGCAUAGUUUACAUUUAACUAUGUCUGUACAUUUUAAAUGCAUGUGCAUGUAAAAUUAACCGCUAUAUAUUAAGAGUUUUAUUUUAUACAACCGGCUUCUGUAAGUCUUGGUUGGAAAGAAGGAUGCAUGGUUCCACAAGAUUUUGUGUUGGUUAUGGGAAAUAUCGAAUAAUUACUUGUUAUAACCACUGUGUUAUAACUUAUGCCCUUUGGCAGAAUCUCAAAUCAAUAGCACUAAUGCCGGAUCACCUUUCAGGCUCCAAAUAUAGUUCUUAACUUUGGAUAUACCUGUUAAUUGACAAAUAACUGUGUAGUAUAUUAACAUUCACUUAUUUCACUGAGAUGAGGUUCAGAUAAAUAUUCUUAAAAAAAUACUCAGCCAAAGGCAAAGACUAAUUAAUAAUAAGUUUCAGUAUCUAUCAAAUUUUUACCCGAUCAAGUCACGAUUAUGAAAUUUAUCCAGUUAUUUACUGACGAAAUUUACCCUUCUUUUGAAAGCUAAAAGAAAAACAUUUCAUAUUUGUCAUGAAUGUUUGACUUCUAGAUACAUACUGGAAUUAAGAUUCUAGGAAUCCAAUAAUAUCCACUUAGGGUUAAUUUUGCAAAACAUAAAAAUCAAAACUAGAUCUAGACUUUCUUUUCCUGGAAGCCGAAUAUGGUUAAACAAAUGUAAAACCAUCCAAUAGGACAUUAUUAUACAUAAUUUAGUUUUUUUUAUUUUAAACUAUAUUAUAAUGUUUUCACAUCCAGCUUUGCCUAAACAUCUGUCUCUGUCUUUAUAUAUACUAUUGCAGUAUUGGAAACUUUCUCUAAUCUCUAUAUUUUCCUUCAAUAGAUGUAAAUACCGUCGAUAUUAUACAAAGUUGUUGAAAGCAUCAGUAGUUAUCAUUUUUCACAAUGAGGGAUGGUCAACACUGAUGAGAACAGUCAACAGUGUUGUGAACAGAUCGCCGCCAUCAAUGCUUAAAGAAAUCGUAUUAGUUGACGAUUUUAGUAAUAAAGGUAACUCAUUAAAAUAUUCUGAAUGAAAUCAUGCAUCAGUACGAGUACGAGACGAUCUGUGGUUUUACACAGAAGGUUUUUUUACUGGUUAGUUUUGUAUGGGGAGUGUAAUAUUAUUGUGAUUUUAUGAAGUCAGAAUUUAUCUUUAAAUUUUGGAAGUUAUUCAGAAACGUUACAGUCGUUGUAAAUGUGUUACGGGCUGGAAAUGAUGUUUCACUGAUAUCAGUGACAUUUUGGCUACCAUAAAUCCCCUGUUGAGUUCACUUCUGAAAUAAAUCUCCUC